Messenger RNA from Rhipicephalus microplus (southern cattle tick), 1042 nucleotides. RefSeq lists its product as uncharacterized. Gene Ontology annotation, molecular function: metalloendopeptidase activity. Gene Ontology annotation, biological process: membrane protein ectodomain proteolysis. The record is from RefSeq and is a predicted model, not a curated record. Lineage: Eukaryota; Metazoa; Arthropoda; Arachnida; Ixodida; Ixodidae.
UUGCGAAUGCAACAACUCAGUCCGCCUGGUUAUAUAGCACUCGUUGCUCUUGAUAUGACCACAAGCGAAAUAGAUGAGGAAUAUUUAGAUGCACGGCCGGAUAAUAAACUCGUCUCCAACGAAACUCUCAUAAAGUUGCGCGAGUAUACCUGGUUAAACCCUGACGCACGAAGGGCAGACGUCGUUUUUCUGGUCACCGGACGAGACCUGGUAGAUAUAACUUCUGCAGGUAUAAGAAACAAUACUGCAGGUGUAGCCUACCUGGGCCAAGCAUGCAGAGUUCACAAAGUGGGAAUAGGAGAGGACGAUGCGGGUCUUUUUUCGGGAGUACACUCUGCGGCUCACGAAGUGGGACACUUGUUAUCAUCCCAUCAUGAUGGUGAAGGCUCUUCAAGCGGCUGCCCGGCGAAAGACGGCUACUUAAUGAACCCGUACACGAGUGGAAGGAACCGUUUCCAUUUCUCCAACUGCAGCAAGAGAGCCAUCGCUGAAUUUCUGAAGUCUGGCUACUCAUACUGUUUAAAGGACCACCACAAGCAACGUCAUCGAGCUUUCUUGCCCAAUGACACAUUGCCACUGCCCGGUCAAGUGAUGAGUGGCGAGGAGUACUGCAAGAAACACUUUUCAUAUACAUACCCUAACGUCACCUACACCAAGUGGGACUCCGAUCUCCUGAAAUGCAAGCUUCGCUGCUGCUUGUAUUUGAAAGCGGAUGGAAAACCUGAAUAUGCCAUCAGAACUGCAUUUGAUGGAACUCCGUGUAACAGGUUUCGACCAGAGAUGAAAUGCAAGAACACCAUGUGUGUUUAAAUGUAGUCGGAUGUCCACUGUGCUCAACACAGAUAAUUUUUUGUGCCUAAUUGGCCGAAAGAGUGAAAUACUAAUGAACGCACGUGACAAUCAAUAUCUAUUGGGUGCCGAAGGCUGGGGUACCUAAUUGUGUCAACCAUAAGAAUAACGAUAUCUCAGUUUUCUGCCACUUAUAUACUCCCUCGUUUUUGUAACAGACCGACACGUCAAUAAAGUAUUUUUCAGACUCCAA